Penicillium taxi is the source of this 1143-nucleotide messenger RNA. RefSeq lists its product as uncharacterized. The transcript has 6 exons. The record is from RefSeq and is a predicted model, not a curated record. The coding region runs from base 1 to 1143 and encodes 380 amino acids. NCBI's taxonomy places the organism in Eukaryota, Fungi, Ascomycota, Eurotiomycetes, Eurotiales, Aspergillaceae.
AUGAGUGACUUCAACACAGAGGCAUUCAGCCUUUUGGCGGUAGCAAUCGUGAUCAUUGGCCUACGAACCACCGCAAGAUGGAUCAUGGUCGGACCGAAGAAUUUCCAGCCAGAUGAUUAUAUUAUGCUACUGGCGUGUGUUGUUUAUGGACUUGAAACGGCUGCUGCAUAUGCAGUUGGUGCGUGGUUUCAUGGACUCGCGAACAAUUCAAUGACAGACGAAGAACGUGCGAGCUUAUCCCCAGAUUCAACGGAAUAUCAUCAUCGUGUUGGAGGGUCCAAGAUUCAAGUGACUGGCUGGUCUCUCUACACCCUUUUGCUCUGGCUGUUGAAAACAUGUAUGGCCAUUUUCUAUUCUCGAUUGACAGCUGGCUUGAUUAACAUGCGAAUUCGAAUUCAUAUUGCUUAUGGCCUUAUUGCCGUCACUUAUAUUGCGACUGUGUUGUCGAUUCUCUUUGGUUGUCACCCCAUGUACAAGAAUUGGCAAAUCAACCCAAACCCUGGAAAUCACUGCCAGCCAGCCGUAUCGAAAAUCGAUAUCUACGUGACGGUGGUGCUGAAUGUCUGCACCGACAUUUAUCUCAUCAGUAUCCCUGCUCCGAUGCUCUUCCGAGCUCGACUGCGGUGGCGGGAAAAGCUUGAGCUCCUUGUUCUUUUCAGCGGCGGUCUUUUCGUUAUGAUGGCCGGUAUUCUGCGCUGCAUGUUGAUCUUGACGGCCGGUGCAAACGGUGCUGAACAAGCUGGCAGCUGGGCAUGCCGUGAAACAUUUGUGGCUGUCCUGAUUGGAAACAUCCCUAUGAUUUACCCACUUUUCCGGCGUCUUGUUCGCCGCACAGGAUUAUAUCUCACCACGAAGACUGGCCAGACCUACCCUGCCUACCCUGCCUACCCUGCCUACCCAUUAUCGGAAGGAGAGAAUAGUGGCUAUGCCAGGCGCAAGAAGUUCCUACACCCACUGUCGCUCCCAGCUGAUACACAGUGGAACACCAUUGAUGAGCAGAUGAUUCUUCCCACUUCACGACAACAACCUCCCACAUGCACGGCUGGCGAGGGUAGCUGGGACACGAGAAGUCAGAGCAGCCAUAAUGGAGGUAUCAAGGUGGUUCACGAAACAAUUGUACAAAGUGCUGAAAAGCCGGAGUGA